Molecule: messenger RNA, 2102 nt
Organism: Teleopsis dalmanni
Lineage: Eukaryota; Metazoa; Arthropoda; Insecta; Diptera; Diopsidae
Product: zonadhesin-like
Exons: 6
Coding region: 804-2033 (409 amino acids)
Cellular component (GO): extracellular region
Molecular function (GO): chitin binding
Source: RefSeq, a predicted model, not a curated record
UUUCAUUACUCAGGUAUAAAAGAUGCGUAAGUUUUUGUCCUCUAUGAUAAUGCCCAGAUCAUUCACAUUGACGAGUACCUCACUCGGCUACACAACUUCAUCCUGACGUGUCCACCUCCAGCACUCUCCUUUCUGAUCUUGUCGUAUCCUUACGCUAUAAACCACUCCCAGUAUCUAACCCUAUACAUCGAUGAGUUAGACCUUGAUGCUUUCAUUAUCCCUGCCCAUGCUUCCUGGCUUUGAUUAACGUAGUCCACCUGAUAUUAAGUCUAUCUGCUCAUAUUUUUAUCCCUUGAUUACUGAAAUGAAGUUACCAACUUGGUGUGAAAAUAUUCUCCAUUCAUUCCUAAGAGGUGAUUUUAGUUGGUAUAACUCACACACUGUAGGUUUCCAUGCUUACCACCUACCAGAUAAGAAGAAAAUCUGGGCAGCCAGUAACGCAACGAACUGAUAUGCCGAUCAUUUCAAUAAGUGCUGAGUAUGACAGUAGUAGAAAUUUACAUCUCUACUUUUUGCAAUUCUUUACAAGUGUGAUGGAAAUGUCCAUUGCUAUCACAAAUCCAUCGUCCACGGCUUACGAAAUCCACAUUUUCUGAUGAUCUCUAAAGCGAUCUUCGGUUAUCACCAACUCAAUUCUUCCCACGACUGAACCUUCUCAAUCCUCCCAUAUUCGCCUCAGUCUUCGACUGUUCCAAUCAAAUAAAUUUAUUGUAGGACUGGAUCUGGAAUCCGGUGAGCUAAACCUCGGCGAAAAAGAAGAUGAGUUCAGUAGAUUCAUCUGAUUUUCAUCGAAUCGAAAACUCAUGCUGGGAACUGAAAUAAAUUAUGUUAUAAUGCUUAUCAUGAUGAUUAGGAUUAGGAUCUGUGCUUGUCAGAUUUGUUGCCGGUUUUCAUUAGAUGCAGUUUAUUUUUUACACGGCGGCGAGUGGCCUACGCAGUGGCCACAAUCCGGAACUGAAGAGGGUAUCCGAUUCAAGCGAACUAAACUGAUCCCUUUCAUUCUCAGAAAUCUUAUCCUACCCCGGGCCUACGUUAGGAACACUUCGUUCCUUAUGAUUUUGACAGCACUGGGUCUUACAAAUGUCAGUGCGAUUUGUAAUGCAUGCAAUGACAACGGAGUUGCCUGCAUAAGCCAAAACGAAUUUCAAGUCUGUAUCGAUGGUGUGGCUGAUACUUCGAAAAGUUUUACCUGCACUGGUGCCAACGAGUUAUGCACUACUUUUGGCCGGGCAUGCAUGGAUCCCACCGCUACCCAAGGAGUCACUAUAACACCAGCCUGUGGAGAUAUUUCAAAGUGUGGUGUAUGCACAGAUGUUGGUCCAGGUGGCUUUACUUGCACUAGUCGUACUAGUUAUACAAUGUGUUCAGGUGGAAGCUUAACAGAUGUACGUGGUUAUUGUCCAGACAAGUAUAUAUGUAAUGUGAACGAAGCUUCUUCUGGAACUCCAUGUGUGUUGGAAGGAUGUAAUUUAGAUUUAGAUCAAUUAUGUGAUCUAAGUGAUCCAAUUGAUGGCCCAAUUGAUGAUCCCGAUGCAACCACAACUGCACCUCCAGAGAUAAUAACUCCACCUCCAGAGAUAAUAACUCCACCCCCAGAGAUAAUAACUCCACCUCCAGAGAUAAUAACUCCACCUCCAGAGAUAAUCACUCCACCUCCAGAGAUAAUAACUCCACCCCCAGAGAUAAUAACUCCACCCCCAGAGAUAAUAACUCCACCUCCAGAAAUAAUAACUCCACCUCCAGAGAUAACAACUCCAGAGAUAACAACUCCACCUCCAGAACUGUGCGACUCAACACCUGCAACUACAACAACUGUGCCACCUGGAACGCUUCCAACACCUAACGAGGUAUGUUCCAGAUACACAGCAUCUGGGCGUUAUCCAUACCCCAGAGACACCGGAUGUACAAAUUACGUUUACUGCUUCUGGAAAGGAGGUUACUUACAAGGUACGGCGAUGACAUGUCCCGCAGGAUUGUACUUCAGUGCAGAAGCCAACAAUUGUAUUAACAUUAAGCCAGCCACAUGUGUGUAAAUUAGAACUUCCUGAACCUUAAAUUAUAGGUUUUCCUAGCUAUAAUUUUCAAAGUAAAUAUGACUAGAG